Molecule: messenger RNA, 4779 nt
Organism: Camellia sinensis
Lineage: Eukaryota; Viridiplantae; Streptophyta; Magnoliopsida; Ericales; Theaceae
Product: paired amphipathic helix protein Sin3-like 2
Biological process (GO): negative regulation of transcription by RNA polymerase II
Cellular component (GO): chromatin; histone deacetylase complex
Molecular function (GO): transcription corepressor activity
Source: RefSeq, a predicted model, not a curated record
UGAAACCAGGGAAGGAAGGGUACACAUUUUUUCUCUCCCCACUUUUUUUACCUCCUUGUUCCUCAACUUGGCUGUUUCCAAACGUUAGAGAGAGAGAGAGAGAGAGAAGAAAGAAAAAUUAGAGUAGAAGACGAUUCGUUCUCACAAAAAGUUGAUCGAAAGAAUUGAACUCGAUUUUGCUUUUCAAGAUUGUUACUCGUUAGAUCUGCUCACCAGUUCUCUGUUCCUUUCGCGAGAAAAUCUGGGGGAACCAGUGAGAUGAAGCGAUUACGAGAUGAUGUUAAUGCUAACUCGCAAUUUAAGCGGCCAUUCAGUUCUUCUCGUGUGGAAUCCAAUGGGCAGCCCCAGAUCCCUGGAGGAGGAGGAGGAGUUGGAGCUGCUGGUGGUGGUGGUGGUGGUGGAGGUGCGCAGAAACUAACAACCAAUGAUGCCUUAACUUACCUCAAGGAAGUUAAGGAAAUGUUUCAAGAUCAAAGAGAUAAAUAUGACAUGUUCCUUGAUGUCAUGAAAGAUUUUAAGGCUCAAAGAAUCGACACUACUGGUGUCAUAGCGAGGGUGAAAGAACUAUUCAAAGGGCACAACAAUCUAAUCUUUGGGUUUAACACCUUCUUGCCAAAGGGUUAUGAAAUUACCCUCAUUGAUGAGGAAGAGCCCCCGGCAAAGAGAACUGUUGAGUUUGAAGAAGCUAUAAGUUUUGUAAACAAGAUAAAGAAACGUUUCCAAAAUGAUGAUCAUGUAUAUAAAUCAUUUCUUGAGAUCUUGAAUAUGUACAGAAAGGAGCAUAAGGGCAUUACUGAGGUCUAUCAUGAGGUUGCUGUACUUUUUUCAGACCACUCAGAUUUGCUUGAUGAGUUCACAAGAUUUUUACCCGAUACUUCAGCUACAGCAUCAGCUCCACAUGUUCCACUUGGCCGACAUUCUUUUCAUCGCAAUGAUGAGAAGAGUUCUGCUAUGACCACAUCACGGCAGGUACCUGCAGACAAGCAACGCCGGCGAGACAGGAGUAUUACACCCCACACAGAUCAUGAUUUAAGUGUUGAACGCACUGACAUGGAUGAUGAUAAAACAAUGAUGAAAAUGCAGAAGGAUCAGAGGAAACGUGCUGAAAAGGAGAACAGGGACAGAAGAAAUCGUGAUCAGGACUACAAAGAAUCUGAGAAUGAUAGCAAUAGGGACUUCAGCAUGCAACGCCUUAAUGAAAAGAGGAAAUCUGCCCGGAAGGUUGAAGACUUUGGAGUGAAUCCUGUUGUGGCCUCUUUUGAUGAUAAAGAUGCAUUGAGAAGCAUGUACAAGCAAGAGUUCAUUUUCUGUGAGAAAGUGAAAGAGAGGUUGUGCAGUUCAGAUAAUUACCAGGCAUUCUUGAAGUGUCUUCAUAUAUACAGCACAGAAAUAAUCACAAGAAGCGAAUUACAAAAUUUGGUUGGUGAUUUACUUGGAAAAUUUCCAGACCUUAUGGAGGGGUUCAAUGAAUUUUUGGAGCGUUGUGAGAAUAUUGAUGAAUUUCUUGCUGGAGUUAUGAAUAAAACAGAACCUUUGUGGACUGAAGGGCAUGUAUCCAAAACGGUGAAGGUAGAGGACAAAGAUAAGGAGCAGAAACGUGAAAUUGAGGGAGCAAAAGAAAAGGAUAGAUACAAGGAGAAGUAUAUGGGAAAAUCUAUCCAAGAACUUGACCUUUCUAACUGUCAACGCUGUACUCCUAGCUAUCGACUUCUGCCUGAUGAUUAUCCAAUACCUUUAGUAAGUCAGAGAUCAGAGCUUGGUGCUCAACUGUUAAAUGACCAUUGGGUAUCUGUAACUUCUGGCAGUGAGGAUUACUCUUUUAAACACAUGCGCAGAAAUCAGUACGAAGAAAGCCUGUUUAGAUGUGAGGAUGAUAGGUUUGAGCUAGACAUGUUAUUGGAGUCUGUGAGCUCAACUUCUAAGCGAGCAGAGGAAUUGUUGAACUGCCUUAAUGAUAAUACAAUCAGACCAGAGAGUCCAAUCAAUAUUGAAGACCAUUUUACAGCUCUUAAUUUAAGGUGUAUUGAACGACUCUAUGGUGAUCAUGGUCUGGAUGUGAUGGACAUAUUACGUAAGAAUCCAUCUGUUGCAUUGCCUGUUAUACUAACUCGCAUAAAGCAGAAACAAGAUGAGUGGAACAAAUGCCGCUCUGAUUUUAACAAGGUUUGGGCUGAAAUAUAUGCUAAGAACCACUAUAAAUCGCUUGAUCAUCGUAGCUUCUAUUUCAAGCAACAGGAUUCAAAGAACUUGAGCACAAAAUCCUUGGUGGCCGAGAUCAAAGAAAUUAAAGAAAAAAUGCAUAGAGUGGAUGAUGUGGUUCUGUCUAUGGCUGCUGGAAGCAGACAUCCUAUUUGUCCAAAUCUUGAAUUUGAGUACUCCGACACUGUCAUUCAUGAAGACUUGUGCAAGCUUAUUAAAUAUUCCUGUGAAGAGCUUUGUACAUCAAAAGAGCAAUUGAAUAAAGUUAUGAGGCUUUGGACUACCUUCUUGGAUCCAAUGCUGGGUGUUCCUUCUCGGCCUCAUGAUUUAGAGAGCACUGAAGAUGUUGGAAAGGCUGGACAUCAUACUGGGAAAGGUACUAAAACUAGUAUAGUAGAAUGUGAUGGUAGUCCAAGUGCUGCUGCUACUAUCUUGAAUGCUAACCAAUCAAAACCUGUCAACAAUGGUGAUCAAAGCACAUUGCUGAAGCAAGCAAAUUCUUGCAAGAUUAGUUUGGCAAAUGGGGAUACUUUGGCCAAAGAUAAUUGUUUUCAUCUAGAGAAGGAGCUGAAGAUUAUGGCUGUUGUGGAUACAGUGUCUCGAGCAGUGGGUUCCAUUGAACAACUAACCAAUUCCACAGCAUCACUGGCUAUUGGAGCAGAUAACAUUCAUGGGAGAGUCAGUAUGGAACUAACAUCAGGACAUGGAGCAACUUCUCUUGGACCUGGUCGCGCUGCUGUUGAAGAUAAUGAGGCCAAGUCUUAUAUUGAUGAUGUGCCUUCUUUAGAGGGUGGCAAUGUUUUGAGACCAGUUCCCCUGACAAAUGGAGUGCUCACAGAGGGUAUUAACGUCAACGGAUAUCACAAGGAAUCUAUUGAGUCGCCCAAAAUUGAGAAAGAAGAGGGUGAGUUAUCACCUAAUGGUGAUUUUGAAGAGGAUAAUUUUGUUGUCUAUGGAGAUGGUGGUGGUUCACAGGUUAUCCCUAAAAUGAUGCGUAGUUCUGAAAGCAUGCAAUACAAAGCUGUGAAUCAGGAAGAGCUCUGUUGUCAAGAUGCUGGAGGAGAAAACAAUGUAGAUGCUGAUGAUGAGGAUAGUGAAAAUAUUUCUCAGGGUGAAGAUGUUUCGGGUAGUGAGUCUGCUGCCGAUGAGUGCUCUCAGGACGAGCAUGAAGAAGAUGAAGAUGGAGAACAAGAUGAGAUGGAUGGUAAAGUUGAGAGUGAGGGUGAGGCUGAUGGGAUGCCUGAUGUGCGCUUUGUUAGAGAUGGCAUAUCACCACCGUCAGAAAAUUUUCUUCGGACUGUGAAGCCUCUUGCAAAGCAUGUCACUUCAGCAUUACAUGAUAAUGAAAAGAAAUAUUCCCGGGCUUUUUAUGGAAAUGACAGUUUCUAUGUGCUUUUUAGGCUUCAACAAAUAUUGUAUGAAAGAUUAUUAUCAGCAAAACUGAACUCAACAGCUGCCAAAAUGAAAUGGAGAACAGCAAAGGAAGCUAACCCCCCUGAUCCAUACAGCAGAUUUAUGAGUGCCCUAUAUAAUUUGCUUGAUGGAGCAGCUGACAAUGCGAAGUUUGAGGAUGAUUGCCAGGCUAUUAUUGGAAAUCAGUCUUAUGUGCUAUUUACAUUGGACAAGUUGAUAUAUAAGCUGGUGAAACAGCUUCAAACUGUUGCCAGUGAUGAGACUGAUAAUAAGCUUAUUCAAUUAUACGAGUAUGAAAAAUCUCGGAUGCGACAGAAUUAUGUGGAUUCAGUUUAUUAUGACAAUGUACAUGUUGUUCUUCACGAUGAGAACAUAUACCGAUUUGAAUGUUCAUCUGCCCCAUCUCGUUUGUCCAUUCAGUUGAUGGAUGAUGGGAAUGACAAGGUUGACAUGGUUGCCGUCUCUGUGGACCCUAAUUUUGUGGCUUAUUUGCACAAUGAUUUUCUUCCUGUUAAUUCCCGAAAAAAGGAGCCAUCUGGCAUAUUUCUGCAGAGAAAUAAGCGCAAAUAUGCAGACUUUGAUGAAUCUUCUGCCAUAUGCAAGGCUAUGGAAGGCGUUUGUGUAGUCAAUGGUUUGGAAUGUAAGAUGACUUGCAGCUCAUCAAAGAUCUCCUAUGUUUUAGAUACGGAAGACUAUUUCUUCCGCUUGAAAAGGAGAAGGAAUUUGUCAGCUGGCAGAUCGUCAUGCCAUUAUCAGACCAGAGUAGAGCGUUUUCACAAAUUUUUAACAUCCUUAUAAUAAUAAUGCCUUUUAAUUGAUGAAGGCAUGACCGAACAGCAUGUUUUUUGUAUUCUGCAUUCACUGAAAUAGCCAAACAGAGACUCAGACAAAGGGUAUGCUCUGAAUCUACUAUCUCAUAUACUUAUUUGGGGCAUUAAUGUUCUGUAAAUAGGUUGAUCCAUAAUGUUACUGUAGAGUUGUGUGUACACGUAUUUGUUCUCUGCUUCAUAUAACUUUUUUAUUUAUUUAUUUUAUGUUAAUGGUGCCUAUUGGUGGCACAGAGUUCUGUAGUAGCACAAAUUUGUAAGAUUAUGUAAUUUAAAAGUGAUUAAAUAGGGAGAAAAUGAAUAUAACACAAGAGCUUUACAUUUGAAACUUGCAUCAUCA